AUAUAUCUGCACCGUGUUUGUGAUCAAAAUUUUUCAUUUUCUCUUUCUUUCUCGGAAAGCAAAUGGAGAGGGUUGAUUCAUCAAUGGUGGCUCGAGGUCGUUUGGCUGUUCUCUCAGCUCACCUUUCAGCUUCCGUCGAAUCCGAAGCCUUCGUACCUGUUAUCGAGGCCUCGUGCGUCUCCUCUCAAUCGGUGAUCGCACCGCCUCCGAAUCUGAAGGGUUCGCUGACCAUCAUCGACGAGAGGACUGGUAAGAAGCACCAAUUUCAGGUCUCUGAGGAAGGAACUGUCAAAGCUACAGAUUUCAAGAAGAUAACAACAGGAAAGAAUGACAAGGGGCUCAAACUUUAUGAUCCGGGCUAUCUCAACACCGCUCCUGUCCAGUCAUCAAUCUGUUACAUUGAUGGUGAUGAGGGGAUCCUUAGAUAUAGGGGUUACCCAAUUGAGGAGUUAGCGGAGGGUAGUUCCUUUCUGGAAGUGGCCUACCUUCUAUUGUAUGGCAAUUUACCUACUGAAAAUCAGUUAGCUGAUUGGGAAUUUGCUGUUUCUCAGCAUUCAGCUGUCCCACAGGGAAUUUUGGAUAUCAUACAGGCAAUGCCUCAUGAUGCUCACCCCAUGGGUGUUCUAGUCAGUGCAAUGAGUGCUCUUUCUGUCUUUCAUCCUGAUGCCAAUCCUGCUCUCAGAGGCCAAGAUUUAUACAAGUCUAAACAAGUAAGAGAUAAACAAAUAGUGCGUAUACUUGGGAAGGCACCAACAAUUGCAGCAGCUGCUUAUUUGAGGAUGGCAGGAAGGCCUCCUGUUCUUCCCUCUAGCAACCUUUCUUAUUCAGAAAACUUCUUAUAUAUGCUAGAUUCAUUAGGUAAUAGGUCUUAUAAACCCAAUCCUCGACUAGCGCGUGUGCUGGACAUUCUCUUUAUAUUACAUGCAGAACAUGAAAUGAAUUGCUCCACAGCUGCUGCUAGGCAUCUAGCAUCAAGUGGUGUUGAUGUAUACACAGCUCUUGCUGGAGCAGUUGGAGCACUGUAUGGUCCUCUUCAUGGUGGAGCAAAUGAGGCCGUGCUUAAAAUGUUGGGCGAGAUUGGAACUGUUGACAAUAUUCCAGAGUUCAUUGAAGGUGUGAAAAACAGGAAGCGAAAGAUGUCAGGUUUUGGGCACCGUGUCUACAAAAACUACGAUCCCAGAGCAAAGGUCAUAAGGAAACUGGCAGAGGAAGUUUUUUCAAUCGUUGGCCGGGAUCCUCUCAUCGAGGUGGCUGUUGCUUUGGAGAAAGCUGCACUAUCGGAUGAGUAUUUUGUUAAGAGGAAACUAUAUCCAAAUGUUGAUUUCUACUCUGGGUUAAUUUAUAGGGCCAUGGGUUUCCCAACGGAGUUCUUUCCUGUUUUGUUUGCAAUCCCUCGUAUGGCUGGCUACUUGUCACAUUGGCGAGAGUCCCUGGAUGACCCUGAUACAAAGAUAAUGAGACCGGCACAGGUGUACACUGGUGUAUGGUUGCAGCAUUACAUGUCACUCAAAGAACGAAUGGUGACCACCGAGGCAGAUAAACCCGGUCAGGUAUCUAUUUCAAAUGCCACCAGGCGUCGUUUGGCUGGGUCUGGGGCUUAGGCAUUAAACUUGGUCGGCAUCAAAAUUUUAAUGGUCAGAGAAAUAAAAAUCAAAUUUGCUUUGAGAAAAGCAUUUUACUGCUAGAUUUGGUCAAGUGAUAUGUAGUUAGAGGAUAAAUAAGAAGACAAGCGCUCAGGAACAUUUUGUAUUAAAUAAACAAACGUGAUUCAAAAUCAGAUUAAUUUUGAACAAAAUUUGAGUCUUCAGCAUGUUCAUACUUGAUUCUUAAUUGGCCUGUGUUUAUGUAUAUGUAGCCAUGGUUCCUA
Molecule: messenger RNA, 1867 nt
Organism: Camellia sinensis
Lineage: Eukaryota; Viridiplantae; Streptophyta; Magnoliopsida; Ericales; Theaceae
Product: citrate synthase, glyoxysomal
Biological process (GO): tricarboxylic acid cycle; carbohydrate metabolic process
Cellular component (GO): mitochondrial matrix
Source: RefSeq, a predicted model, not a curated record